This is a messenger RNA of Dendrobium catenatum, 1637 nucleotides long. Its product is annotated as phosphatidylinositol:ceramide inositolphosphotransferase-like. The transcript is spliced from 13 exons. Gene Ontology annotation, cellular component: Golgi membrane; endoplasmic reticulum membrane; trans-Golgi network. The record is from RefSeq and is a predicted model, not a curated record. The coding region runs from base 328 to 1302 and encodes 324 amino acids. Gene Ontology annotation, molecular function: inositol phosphoceramide synthase activity; ceramide cholinephosphotransferase activity; sphingomyelin synthase activity. Lineage: Eukaryota; Viridiplantae; Streptophyta; Magnoliopsida; Asparagales; Orchidaceae. Gene Ontology annotation, biological process: ceramide biosynthetic process.
GUUUUUAAGUCCUGAAAUUUUAUUUUUAUUUUGUUGAGAUUCGGUGAAUCCAUCAAGAGGCUCCGCUCGCAGUUUCUUGUCCUUUCUCGUAACCGAUCGCACUAGCAGAGACGCGAACAAGAAGUAUUAAUUGAUAAGGGAAAAAGGUCAGUCAAGCUUCGACAGAACAUAACUUCAUCGAAUCAUCUGCGGUCCCGCCCCCGCCCCCUCCCCCGCCGUCAGAUAAGUAGCCGAAGGAGCGAUUGAUAGCACUGUUUGGAGUUUCAAUAGUUUUGACUUUGAAGGUGAAGAAGGAUGAGCGGAAGAGCAGACGUCUUCUAACAUUCUAUGGAACUUGUGCCGUGGAUUGCCACUACUAUGGUUUAUCUUGCUCGCGAGGCUUCCAAGCUAUGGAGGAAGAUUUGUGUAGAAACGUCAUUGGAGCUUCAUUUUCUGGCUGAGAAAUGGAAGUAUCUGCUUGCUGGUCUCAUAUUUCAGUAUAUUCAUGGUUUAGCUGCUCGAGGCGUUCACUAUUUGCACCAACCUGGGCCAAUUCUUAAAGAUAUUGGAUUCAUGAUCCUUCCGGAGCUUGGGGCUGAGAGGGGUUACUUUAGCGAGACACUUUUCAGUGUCAUAUUUUUGUCCUUUAUGCUGUGGACAUUUCAUCCAUUCGUAUAUCAUAGCAAGCGUUUUUACACGGUUCUGCUAUGGCCAAGGGUGUUGGCGUGUCUUAUUGUUUGUCAAAUGCUACGGAUCAUUACAUUCUAUUCCACUAUACUUCCUGGUCCUAACUAUCACUGUCGUGAGGGCUCACCACUUGCCAGUCUGCCUCCUCCCAACAGCAUAUUUGAAGUGCUUUUUAUUAAUUUUCCUCGAGGAGUCGUUUAUGGAUGUGGUGAUUUGAUAUUUUCAUCUCACAUGAUUUUUACACUAGUUUUUGUCAGAACGUAUCACAAGUAUGGAUCUAAGAGGUUUGUCAAGAUGCUUGCGUGGGUAAUGGUUAUUGCCCAGAGUCUGCUUAUAAUUGCUUCUCGGAAACAUUAUACUGUUGAUGUGGUUGUGGCAUGGUAUACUGUAAACUUUGUGGUUUUCUUAGUUGACUCAAAACUACCAGAAAUGCCCGACCGUUCUGGUGGAAACCAGGCACUGCUUCCUCUGAGCGCAAAGGAAAAAGAAAGUAAAGCCAAAGAAGAGAACCACAAGCUAUUGAACGGGAACUCUGUUGAUGCUACUGAUUGGCAGAGGCAAAGAACACAAAUUAAUGGGAAGCAUGUGGAUCCACAUGUUCAGUCUGAGUCGACAAUAAAUGGGGUUUCGAGAUGAGAGUGCUUCCAAAGAAUUAUAUAUAUAUAUAUAUAUAUCAUUGGCUAUCGCAUGCAUGCAUGAGACUGCUAUAAGUAAUAUAUCUUAUUUGUUCUAAUGGUGAAAGUAAAUUAUUGUGUUGCACAUUUGCUCAACAGACCGAAGGUCUGUGUGCUGCAUUGCAGUCUUAAAGGUGACGCGCGCUAAUGUAACUAACCAUCACACAGUGCUUUGCAAUCAUUUUGUUUCAGCUGGUGUUCUUUGGUUUUUGGCUGUUGGCAAUCAAUUGAUACCAUGGCCUUCUUUGGUAUGCCAAAUUUGCUUUUAGACAAUAGAUGGUUGAGAUUUACGCUUGA